AUGAAGGAAAAUGUUGCGGAGGUGAGAAUGCCUAUGAAGGUGAUUUGGGAGGAGAUGAUGAAAAGAGGGAUGAUAACUUCUAGGAGAGAAAGAGAAAAAACGAGGAACUACUGUGAGUUCCAUGCAGAAGAGGGUCAUGAGACCCAAAAUUGUGAGGAAUUCAGAGCCUUGGUGCAAGGCUUUAUAGAUAAUAAAGAGCUACAAAUUUUUGAAGGUAGCUCUUAUAAAAGAGAAAUAAGUGUGCUGGAAGGUGAACAAAAAGGAACCAGCCGGCCAAGGAUCAUUAUCUCCCUGCCAGGGAAUAACGAAGUGGGGACACCAGCAGUGCCCAAGCCCCAUUCCAUACAACCUUAUUCAAGGCAAAACUGUCGUUUACCAUUCGGCACUCUACCCACGGAAUACCCAUUCAGCGUGUGUGAGUUUCAUCUAUACCCUUCUCGCUCUUUUUCAUUCUCAUGUCUGAAGCAUCUUCUUAUUUUCAUUCUUCUUCCCAUUUCCUUCCAACCUUCUCUCUCUUUUUCAUUUUCACGUCUGAAGCAUCUUCUUUUUUUUUCAUUCUUCUACCUAUUUCCUUCUAACAUUCUCCCUCUUUUUCAUGCUUCUAUCCUGACCAACCCUUUGACAAACCCUAUAAGUUUUGUUCAUCUUCUCCGUCAUUUAAAAUCUCGUUCCCCGUCGACGCCUCUGCUUAUCGCAUCAUUAGCCAUGUCAAGGAGAAAGGUUAGGGAGCCAAAAGAAGAGACUACGACCCUUGGACCUGUUGUACAAGACGAAGAGCAUGUUUUCGGUGUUGCCCACACUUUUGCAUCUUUUAAUCACACUUUCAUUCAUGUGACUGAUUUGUCUAGAAGAGAGACUAUGGUUCGUAUUACAGGUGGUAUGAAGGUGAAAGCUGACAGGGAUGAAUCUUCACUUUAUGCUGCUAUGCUUGCAGCACAAGAUGUUUCCUAGAGAUGAACUCAGAAUCACGGCACUCCAUAUCAAAUUACGUGCUACAGGAGGUAACAAAACCAAGACCCCUGGUCCGGGUGCUCAGUCAGCUCUCAAGGCUCUUGCUCGCUCCGGGAUGAAAAUUGGCCGUAUCGAGGAUGUUACGCCCAUACUGACUGAUAGCACUAGACGAAAGGGUGGUAAAAGAGGGAGAAGCUAUAAACUAGCACAUUAUGUUCUAGAAAAUCUAUCCUUUUAAGUGUUUUUUUGGUGGCAUUGGCAUUUGGUUAUUUGGUAAUAAUUGUUCUUUAUGAGCCCUUUUUCAUGGUUUUAUAUUGGUAUAUUUUAUAUUGGAGUUGUAGAACAUAAUGAACUAUGAAUCUAUCAAUCACAUUUUUCAUGUUUUUGGUAAUGUUUUAUAUGAAUCUCAUGUUAUAAGUAGGAAUGUUUAAUGAAAAUAGUAUGGUGAUAUUUUUAUUAAAAA
Molecule: messenger RNA, 1414 nt
Organism: Gossypium arboreum
Lineage: Eukaryota; Viridiplantae; Streptophyta; Magnoliopsida; Malvales; Malvaceae
Exons: 7
Coding region: 1-951 (316 amino acids)
Biological process (GO): translation
Cellular component (GO): ribosome
Molecular function (GO): structural constituent of ribosome
Source: RefSeq, a predicted model, not a curated record